Betta splendens (Siamese fighting fish) is the source of this 9097-nucleotide messenger RNA. It is a transcript of the gene hivep1, whose product is annotated as HIVEP zinc finger 1. NCBI's taxonomy places the organism in Eukaryota, Metazoa, Chordata, Actinopteri, Anabantiformes, Osphronemidae. Gene Ontology annotation, molecular function: RNA polymerase II cis-regulatory region sequence-specific DNA binding; DNA-binding transcription factor activity, RNA polymerase II-specific; zinc ion binding. The transcript is spliced from 9 exons. Gene Ontology annotation, biological process: regulation of transcription by RNA polymerase II. The coding region runs from base 599 to 8476 and encodes 2625 amino acids. The record is from RefSeq and is a predicted model, not a curated record. Gene Ontology annotation, cellular component: nucleus.
GUGCAGAAAGGCCCACGGCUACGUCCCUGCUGCGGGUUCGAGCCUGGGAAAGCCCGGCUGGUAGCGGCGGAGGGCGACAACGUGACCUGACAACAAGGAACCUCCGGGAAAACCGUCAGUCCUAAACUAUGUGCAGCAGAGAGGGUGGAAGGGGUCCCUCAGGGGCGUUUACGACGCACGACCCGAAACACGGCACCUCACGGGCGGACUACGGCCAGCUCUAAAGGCGCCUCAAGCGGACGACGGAGCACGUUAAGACACCGGAAUCAAGACGAAGUUGAGACUUUCACUCCCGAGUCAAAAGGAGCACGCUUCGGUUCUGCUGUGGCGGCAGUUCGGCCGUCGGAAAUCCCCCUCAGCGCGCGGAGGACACCCGGUGGCUGGGAGGCGGAGACGGGACCCCCGCUGACGUCAGAGGGCCUGUCUGUUUCCUGCAAUAGAAAGUGAGCGAGAAGGUGAAGGCAGAAAACACAGCGCUGUCCCCCUCCUCCUCGCCCCAAAAGAUGUUCCAGGAUCGUAGCCCUCGACUCGGCUCGUCUCCAGGUCCAGCGCAAGAAACCGCUUUCCCCAAGAUGCAUCUGUGAGCCGAGGCGCAAAGAUGCCGCGCACCAAGCAGAACAACCCGAAAAACCUCAAAGAUAAAAUCGAAGAGGCACAGAAAGAGCUUAAAGACCCCAAAGGCUCACAAAAAGGGAGAAAUGCAGAUAACAUAAAAGGACUAAAGAGGAAAAAAGUUGUUGCAGAAAGUCAGCUAAAGAAAAUUCCUAAAUCUCCAGUGAAGAAGCCUCUCCAGCUGAAAACGCCUGAAGCUGUUCUCCAAGAACCACUGUCCAAGGAGACCACGCCUUCGUGCUCCUCUUCAUCCAACAGUGCUUCCCAGAAUAGAUCUGUUUUGCCUUUUAGGAAAAGAGAUCCGCAGUAUGCCCAAACCAGCGCAGCGUCCCCUGACAAGGGGUCAGCGACUGACUCUGAAAGGCUAAAGCUGGACCGAACAUCUGCUAAGCCACAACUAUUCAAGACUUCUGAUGCUGAAGAGGGCUCUUUGAAUACUGCGCCAGUGUCUAAAGACAAGAGCCUUGACGGAGAUCCUUACCUCAGCAGUGCUCCUCUUGAUGUUCUACUUAAGGCCAUGGAGCCUGACUUCAGUACACUGGCAGAGAGGAAAAACUCCUUCCAGGUCACAGCCACUGGAAAACCUGCUCCUGCUUUUCAUGCUCAGUCCAGUGGUGAAUUGACAAUGCCAGCUGUUAAUGUUGGUCUCCAGAGCCAGACUUCACACAUGCAGACUUAUUACAUCGACAAACAAGGAAACUUUAUUGGCAUUGCAGCGCUACAGGGAAAUGUGCAGACAUCCUCACAGGGUACCGCCAUCCAGCCCUCCCCACUUGCGGCACCACAUUUUAUGCCUGUUGCUUCGAAUACAGAAAAGCCAAGCUUACAAAUGAACUUUAAUGCUGGACCAUCCACUAUAACUCACGCACCGGUUCCCUCAGGUUCCAACACUCUGCCACAAAGCCAACCGCCAGUUGUGCACACUUGCCAGUCCCUGUCUGCGAGUGUUCCCAGCACCAUUCAGGUCCCAGUUACACCUGGCAGCAACCAUGUUCAGAUGGCCACUGUAAUGAACUUUGGUGCUGAGCAGGUUUCCAAGGAUCAAAAGCCUAAGAAGCCAGGAAAAUAUGUUUGUGAAUACUGCAGCAGGGCAUGUGCAAAACCCAGUGUGUUGCUCAAACACAUCAGGUCUCACACAGGAGAAAGACCAUACCCCUGUGUGACAUGUGGCUUUUCAUUCAAAACCAAGAGCAACUUGUACAAGCACAAGAAAUCGCACGCUCACGCAAUUAAACUUGGUCUCAUUGCACGCUCUGAAUCCGGAAGUGGAUCGUUAUCUCAAGAAUCUGACAAAGCUCUUGGGACACAUUCAGACGCAGAGGAAAGCGGGGACAGCGAUGAAGAAGGUAGCACUGCAGACUUGGACCCUGACUCAUCACAAAGCAGUGCCGCAGCUUCAUCAGAAAACAGUUUACAGAGUUCAGGUACAACUCAAGUAAGCCGUGGAGAAGUGGACUCAUCAGCUGUGGAAUCAGUCAAACUAGCAGCUGUGCAGAGGGCUCAUGAGCCCAAAGUAACCGCUGCUCUUCCAAAAGUUGUUGUAUAUCCAGUGAAUGUCUCUCCUCUGAGGGCAGACAGCCCCAGAGUUACUGGUGCAGCACCUGAGCAAGCUGCUGCACAACGGCAGCGAGACUUUCAGACUGCCAGUCUGAGGUCGAGCAUCACAGUCCUGUCAUCUCUGAAAGAGGUGGAUGGUACAAAUCCCUCACUAGACACUGUGAGUGAAGACGAAGACCAACAGUGCAAGUCUCCACUGUUGGGCGGACAUGCUCAGCUUCAGAGGCAACAAGCAACAGACUUUUCCCAGCAGCAACAGGCUAAAUGUCUGCUUAGUCCCCGCAGUCUGGGAAGUACAGAUUCUGGCUACUUCUCACGUUCUGAAAGUGCUGACCAGGCCAUGAGUCCACCUAGUCCAUUUGUGAAGAUAACUCCACCUGUAGACAUUGACAUUGCCAAGAGUACUCUUCCUAAUGUCCCUCAUGUGGUUUCCACAGUAAUGCAUGCAUCAGUUGAACUUAAGCCUCGGGCCACUGAAGGACAGAUGCGCCCACCGUUGGAUGUCAAAGCACUCUCUCUGGAAGAGCGGAUUUCAAAGUUGAUAUCUGACAAUGAAGCAGUAGUUGACAACAAGCAGCUGGACAGUGUAAAACCGAGGAGAACAUCUGUCUCAAGGAGAGGUAGCAUUGACUCACCAAAAUCCUACAUAUUUAAAGACUCUUUUCAGUUUGACCUGAAACCAAUAGUGCGGAGGUCAAGUUCCAGCUCAGACAUCCCAAAGUCCCCCUUUACCCCCACCGAUAAAUCAAAGCCAGUAUUCCUUCUCUCUGUACCUUCUCAAUAUCCACCAAUGGACUGUUUGCCAAUUACAAGGAGUAACUCUAUGCCUACUACACCAGGACAUUCUGCUCUUCCCAUUAAUGUUGCCCCCAUCCCUCGCCCUUUGCGAAUCUGCCACUCAUUUGAUGACAAAAUAAGUUCACUGAAUGAUGACGUGUUUUCAUCAGCCCCAUCAACCCCAAACCCGGCAAUACAUUCUCGUACAUUAGUCAGACAAGCAGCGAUAGAAGACUUUUCCACAAAUGAGGGGCAUGUUCUCCCCAGUGUUCGCUCAAUGGACGAAGGUUAUCAUGGGCCAAGCAGUUCAACAGAGCUAAUGCAAAGAAGCCGGUCUUUUGAGCACAGUCAAGACAAAACCAGAAGGACUCUGCAGAAUAAAGGCACAAUGUAUGAAUGUGAAACUUGUCGGAAUCGGUACAGAAAGUUGGAGAAUUUUGAAACUCACAAGAAAUUCUAUUGCUCUGAGCUUCAUGGUCCAAAAAACAAGCCGAAUGCUGUUAAGGACACAGAUCAAGAUGUUUUUUAUGUUAACAUACAACAGCCGAUACUGCCUAGACUGACUGGUGGCUCUGGAAUACUUGAUCAACAGACAUCAAUUAGGAAGAGGAGGAUAAUGAAAAGUGUUGGAGAUGAAGACGAUCAGUCUCCAACUGACACCAAUCCACCUUGUUCAGUUAGUUUUGAGUUACCAUCAGCUCUGGCAAGUCAAUCAUUUUCUCAGCCUGCUGUAAUAGUAGACAUACAGCCCAAAAACAACCAGUCAAAGUUAACUCAACUUGUAGCAAGAAGCAUCAAUAAUCCAGAUUCUAGACUGUCCCCAAUACGGGAGACGCAGAUCAGUACCACAACUAAAGUAGAGAUGCAAAGGCAAGGUAGUGGUACUUCAGUCAUUAGACACACCAAUUCACUCAGCAGACCCAAUUCAUUUGAAACGGAAUCUACUGAUAGGGUCUCUCCCAUUGAUAGUAUGGAGAAGAAUCCCUUGACCAAACCUAAAACAGAUGCAGCCACAAUUAUCUCAGCUGACGGCUAUCAUGAAAAACUAUCCCACCCCAACACUGUUGACUUUGGAAAACAAAGGAAGGAACAAAGCACCGAUGGCAUAGUACCAAUAGUUGAAGACACUACUCCUGUACAUCAGUCUCGGUUAGUUCGCCAAAACAACAUCCAAGUUCCAGAAAUUCUAGUCACAGAAGAGCCUGACAGGGAGCAUGAGACACUGACUACUGAGCCAGCAGAGAAGCCCACAGAUCAAUUCAGCUGGCCUCAGAGAAGUGAGAGUCUGUCAAAGUUACCAGCAGAAAAACUUCCACCCAAGAAGAAAAGAAUUCGUCUUGCUCAAAUGGACCACUCCUCUGGUGAGUCCAGUUAUGAGUCCAGCCUUUCACGGAGCCUCAGCAGGGACAGUAGUCUCUCUCGCUGCUCUAGCAUCUCUGCCUCUUUUGAGAGAGAUGAGCCAUCUAGGGCGGACAGUCCAUCGAAAGGGGGAGAGUGUGUGGGCAAAAACCUGGAGCCUCAAGGUUUGCCAACAGCCUUUAACACUCUCGGUGUGCCUGGAAUGAUGAGACGUGCCGCAUCCGAGCAGAUCACUUGCAAUCAACCCGCUGUGGAGAUUUCAUGUGACUACCGUAGCAAGUCCUUUGACUGUGGCAAUGUGUCUCCUAGCAGAUCUUUGUCUCCUGUUGGCCAACCAAAAAGUGCACAAAGUUCUCAAGUGACCCAGGUGUCACUUAUUGAAAGAAGACGGGGGCCAUUAGUUCGCCAGAUGUCGUUAAAGAUAGGCCCAGAGAGUCAGCAACCUAUUCGAAAAGCCGUCACACCUUCCGUGUCAAAUGUUAGCUCUUUAACUCACAACAGAUCCCAGCAGAUUCACAUUGCCAAUUGGCGCACCAUGGCUCAGCCUUUCAUUCUGCAUAGUGGAGAACCACCCUUACAAAAGAAUGAGCAAAUGGUGCAAAGCAUUAAUUUGGGUAGCCCCACUCAGCAGCCUCAAGUCCAUGGCCUUCCACACCCUUGGCAUCAAACAUCAAGGGUUCAAAUAUGCCAAAAGAUAAAACAACCAAUGAGUCAGAUCUUGGUUUGUCAAGAGAAUGUCCAAAACAAACCAGCUAACACUGAAGAGAAGAAAAGUUUUGUGCCCAAAUACCAACUACAGUGUCCCUCUUUAAGAGCCAGCCAAACCUUUUCUUUCUCCACCACACAGGGAGCUCAGAUAGCCUUACCCGUUUUAACCAUACCUAUCGCUAAUCCAAUUUUGAACAUUUCAAAAUCGACAGACGUAAUACAAAAUGUAUAUGUCGCUCAACCUAAUCAACAGGCGUCUGAGAUUAAAACACAGGCUGCGGUUUUGUCUAGUGAACAGCAGAGAGACCACUUUGAUCAAAUCCAAGCAGGCGCCGUACCACUGCCACAGAUCCUGAUAACUCAUGACCAGGUGCACUCCGCUCCGACCGUAUCCAAUAAAAACGCCCUCUCCUCCACUCACAGCGUUGUGAGUGAUGCUCAUGCAAAGAUAGAGAAGACACAAACACCAACAGUGACCACUCUAAACAACACUGGAGGACGAGCACCUUCUCUGGGGUCUUUACACUGCACACAGAAACUGGCAUCAGUGACGCUCUGCCCACAGCAAGAACCAACUGCCUCCAGUAAACGAAUGUUGUCACCUGCCAACAGCCUGGACAUCUACAUGGAAAAGCACCAAAAACGGGCAAAGGAUGAGCAUGGGGUGGCCUGUCUAACUGACGGCAGAUCGGUCAAUUAUCUUAACUCCAAGAUGUCAGAGGUGACCCGACAGCGGAAGCUAACACUUGUUAGGCAGGUUUGCACAACUGAACCAGUGGACAGUCCUAUUGAAACCGAGGCUCCACCUCUUCCCCAGGUUAAGACGGAUGGAGAGAAAGACUCAGAGGCUAGUGAUGAUGUUAAGCCUAUGUCACCUGACAGUGCUGUGCUGGAAAAAGAGACAGGCACUGUUAUUCAGGAGGAGUCAAGCCCUGCCUCGAACACUGCACCUGUCAGCCAGGGUACCGUCAUGCCAGCUAAUAACAACCUGAGGACCCAAGAGAAAGCUGACGACCAAAGGUGGACUCCUGCCAAAUCACCUAUUAGGCCCUCCAGUUUCCACGGUGGUCAGGUGAAACUGACAACAUCAGUGUCUGUGGUUAACACAAAAGACAGCCAUCGCUUGUCGUUCCCCAGCUUAAAGACUGCCACAACGUUUACAUGGUGUUUCCUGAUGAAGAGGAAACCUCUGCAUGUUCCGCAGAAUGACUUAAAGACUUCAGCAUACGCUGCCUGGACAGUUGGCUCCAACAACCCUAAUCCGCUUGGGCUUCCCACCAAGGUGGUCAUGUCACUGUUUGACUCCAAGCAGAGCUCCAAGAAAAUGCAUUACACCUCAGCCAUAAGAACUAGUGGGAAAUCUGACAUCUUGUCUUACUCUGGCAAGCUGAAGGAUGUCAUGCCCAAGAUGCCAAUAACCCAAAAGUCUGCAUCGGUUGAAACCAGAUGUAAAGGGCAACCAGAAACCCAGAGCAGCAAUGACUCAGACAAAGACAUGUCAUCUAAAACAGAACAGAGACGGGUGAAGAUUUUUGAUGGGGGAUAUAAAUCCAAUGAAGAGUAUGUUUACGUACGUGGGCGUGGACGAGGUAAAUACAUCUGUGAGGAAUGUGGGAUCCGUUGUAAGAAGCCCAGCAUGUUGCGCAAACACAUUCGCACCCACUCUGAUGUCCGGCCGUACCACUGCGUCCACUGCAACUUCUCCUUCAAGACAAAAGGAAAUUUGACCAAACACAUGAAAUCCAAGGCCCAUAUUAAAAAAUGCAUGGAGAUGGGGGUGCCUCAGGGUCUGAUUGAGGAUCAGGAUGCAGAAGACUCUGGAGAUCGCAGUCAGCUUAGCAGUGCUGACCGUCAGGAUUCAGAUGGGGAUGAGUCUGAUGGCCCUGAUGACGAGGAGAAUGAUGAGAAUGAGGAGGAAGAGGAAGACAGCCAGGCAGAGUCUGGCUUGUCUACCAACCCUUCUGUUUCUGCCAGUCCGCAGCAUAUUCCUUCCAAAGAGGCUGAAGUCCCUCCUAGUGCCCUCCUAGCACAGAUGUCAAUCAGCUCAGUCUCUCUCUCUCUGUCUCAGCCUCCAGCUCCAGAAUAUCACAAACUGGACUUAGAGUCUGUCCCUAUGAUGAGUCCCCUGUCCCUGAGCAAGCGGAUAUCCAUCUCUGGAUCCUGCUGCAGCCCAGUGCCCCUUCAUAACUCUCCUCCAGCUGUUGCCACCGUAUCAGAAUCCUGUACCUCAGACACAGAGUCAGUGCACAUGAUGAGCCCAGUUUCACCAUGCAGGCAGAUGUCCAUCGACUACCCUGACUUUGACGUGCCCCCUAGUCCCCCAGUGCCAGGCAAGGGCUCCAAGCUAGGCCAGGAUGCCACCGCUACCCGUCCUCCUCUGGUGACCACUGAAUCAGGCAUACCAGUGGAUCGCGGCACUCAAACGUCCUCUUAUGCUUCUCAAGGUCCCCCACACUUCCCCCCACAGGGUCUAUGCCACGCACCGGGAGCAGAAACCCAGACCCACUUAUUCAGCCACCUGCCAUUGCACUCCCAGCAGCCUUCUCGCUCUUCUUACAGCAUGGUCCCGGUCGGGGGGAUCCAGCUGGUGCCUGCUGGCCUCGCAGCCUACUCCACUUUUGUACCAAUCCAGGCGGGCCCUGUCCAGCUCACAAUCCCAGCUGUGAGUGUCAUUCACAGAAACACAAGUCCGUUACCAGCUCCCAACACUCCACCGCAACCAGAGGGCUUGCAGACCCCCCAGCCACUUGUGGUCCAGGAACCAAUCAGUAGUGUCCUUCCCUGCUUCCCCCUGGGGCAAGUAGCUGGCCUACAGGCUCAAACGAUCCAACCAGUGGGUCUGGAGACACUCAUGGGGCUGACUAACACAGGCCUGGCAUCCACUCAAAUUCUCCCCCAGCAAGGGCUAACCCUCAAUGCCACCCUGGGGCUGCAGGUUUUAGCUGCGAACCCUACCUCUCAAAGCAGCACACAUGUCCCAGGUCUACAGAUAGUUAACAUUGCCCUGCCUGCCAUAAUUCCUUCUCUCAGCCCUCUCUCCACUCUUAGUCCUCUCCCUGGAUCGUCUGAGAGGCAGGGCAGCCCUGAAGCUCCUGGAAUACAGCCAUCACAAAAUGAACACGGGCUUGGUUCUUCACAUGGCUGCAUGCCGGCUUCACCAGCCUCCUCGUUGAAGGUCAGCAGCCCUUCAGAAGGAACCUCAGGCAGCAGGGCGAGCCCCGGAGGCAACAACAAAGCAGAGCCCACCAAGACUAUUGAUAGGGAACACGAUAAUCCUCCACAACAGCAUCCGCAUCCAUCAGCAGCUGUUGAGACCCAGGCAGACUGUGUUAGGGAUUCACCAGAGGGAGCUGGAGACCUUGCACCUCCAAGACCACCACCAGUAACCAGCUGGCAGAAGGUGAUUGAUGACUAUAACGAGGCAUCCAGCGAUGAUGAAGACAGACUUAUUAUUGCCACCUGAAACCCCAUGUCAAAAGCUCUUGUUCUCUUUUGUAAUUCUUGUCACUUUGUAUGACUAUAAACACUUUCAGGGGUUUGUUUCUUUGCAAAUCUCCUUUCAAAGCACAGAUGCUGACAUCCAUAUUGUAUGUGCAAUCAUAUGAUGAUUAUAAUAAUGACCAAUCAGUUUAUUUUUACUUUGUCAGCUCCAGACAGUUUCUUUUUUGUACAUGUUGUAUAGAAAAUUGUGCCUUUUAUGGAGUUUGUUUAGAACUUGUAAAUAUUCCUUAUAAAUUCUGUAGUUGCUUGUGUUUAUUUCAAAAAAAUAGAAGAGGCAUAAACAAUUAACGAUAUGAAUUUUAUUUUGGAGAUUUGUCAUUCGUAAAUCUAUGGAAAUUAUAAAUGUUGUACUAGUAUAUGUACAUUUCUAUGGAUUAUUAUGGGGCAAUGUUUCUGUGUACAGAUGUUGUGUUAAACUAUUUAUUAUAAUCCAUCUAGUGCCCAUUAUGAUUCAUAAGGUAUGUGCAUCAUUGUAGCUUUACAUCGCUGUAUUAAUAUUCUUAACUGUAUCAGUAAAAAUUUGUUUACGAAUAUUAAACUAGUGUCACUGUAUUUGGCCAAUUAAAUACUACAAACAAGGUCA